UGCUCCAGCAAUCCUUGUUUAAACAGUGCAACUUGUGUGGCCAAGUACAGAGAUGACGAAUAUGAGUGCAUAUGCUCCACAGUCUUUAUGGGAAAGCACUGCGAAAUAGCUCCAGGAGUAGACUGUGAAGAUAUGAAAAAGCGAGUGGAUUCUCCAAACGAUGGUAUGUACUGGUUGGACCCGGAUGGAGGAAGUCAUACAAAUGCAUUCCAGGCCUACUGUGACAUGACGUCAUACGGUGGAGGGUGGACCAUGUGUUACACUACCAUACAGUAUGUGACACCUAAAACCGAAGUCACGUAUAACGCUCAGUUUCCUUAUGGAAGUGACGGCUACAGAACCGACUGUAACAAUAUUCCGUUUACAGAAAUAAUUUUUAUCGAUCAUCAAAACGAUAACAAGGCUUACUUCACCCGCCGUAGUCAAGGUGUUAUAACGGCCGCUAUGAGUUAUGGGAACGAUGCUGCUUCCUAUGGAUUGUGGGAUGGCGUGGGAACCAGCAGUGCGUAUUCCUACCAGUUGUUGAUCUGCCAUGGUCCUUACUUCCAUGGCUUUAUGAUUUCCGGGUACGCUGGUAACAAUUAUAAAAGGUGUGGCAAUUGGCGUUCAGAUACUCAGUCGCCGUAUUUCCGUUCAGCGUCCACCAAUAACAAUUUUGGGGGUGUGGCCUUCAACGUCAAUGGUUAUGGAAAGCUUGCCAAUAAGCUCAUCAGUGUCGGCUUACGCUAAGGCAGUUACUUCCACAAUAGAUUUGUUUCUUCUGAGUGAUCAGUUUCUGAGUUACUGACCUUUGUAAUGUGAAAUCAAGAUAGGAUGAAGUGCAAUCGAAUCACUAUAGUUGCAUAACCACGCGUUAGCAAUCACUUAAUCACAAUCGCAAUCACAAUCGCAAUCACAAUCGCAAUUACAAUCACAAUCAUAUAUAACAAUCUUAAAACGAGAGCCGUCCUCUUUUAAGUGUCUUUAGAAAACAAGGUUUAGCUUCAGAGAGAGCGCCAAUUGUGUAGGAAGACAAUCUUCAAGCAUGAUGUAUCUUUAAGUUGCUCUUUGCCAAUG
Messenger RNA from Stylophora pistillata, 1056 nucleotides. RefSeq lists its product as uncharacterized. The record is from RefSeq and is a predicted model, not a curated record. Lineage: Eukaryota; Metazoa; Cnidaria; Anthozoa; Scleractinia; Pocilloporidae. Gene Ontology annotation, molecular function: oligosaccharide binding; extracellular matrix structural constituent.